UGUACACCUCUGGGUCUUGCGCUAAUGCGCUUGCCUUCUUUACUUUACAUUAGAGAGUCGCAAGUGGUAUAGUCCGGACGUACUCAGAAACCGCUGGCUGUUACUCGCCCGAAGUGCUUUUGAAAGGCGCAGCAGCCGCGCGAGAACUUGAUUCAUAUGUAGCGCUAAACUUGACACUUGGUUAUCUAGUUAUCGACUAACCUAUAGGUUACCAUGGUAUCAAAAGCGGAAAGGAUAAAGGAGUUGCUUCGCAAGGCUAAACAGAUAAAGAACCCAUUGGCGGAGCUCGUGACCGCUGCUCGUCAUGUGGAUGCCAAAGGACAAGCAGUCCAGGUGUGCUCCCACCAUGCACGCAACAUGCCGAAGGAUCUCCAGGAAUGGUGCCUGGCGCUAUGCAGGGAAAACAUGUCCGCCAUGUACAAGCGCGUGUGGUCCUGGAGUGACGCUGACAAGCGCAAGCAGCUGGCAUCUGUCGCAUCUCGUUUCCUCAUUGCUCACGAUGACGCUUUAACCUCAUCUCCAUCUGCGGUACCCUCGUCAACAACAACAACCACAACAGCACCCGCACAUCGUACGGCAAUUGGCUACGUCAACUACCGGUUUGAGCAGGAGGAGGGGCAGCCGGUGCUGUACUGCUACGAGCUGCAGGUGGUCCGCCAAGCGCAGAGCCGCGGAGUGGGGCGCCUGUUGAUGGAGCUCACUGAGCAGAUCGCCUGGGCUGCCGGCAUGCACAAGGUGAUGCUCACCGUGUUCCGUGACAACACCGCCGCGGUGCGCUUCUACCGCCGCCUGGGCUACCAAUUGGACGAGACGUCGCCGGAUUACAGCGAGGAGGGUGAGAGUAGCCCUGCCGCCGGCGAUGACGGCUGCGGCAGUGCGGGGGUUGACAAUGGCGGCAACGGCAGCGGCAGCGGCGGCAGUGAGGAAAAGGAGGAUGCGGGGUGCGGGUACCACAUCAUGAGCAAACGCCGGCCGCCGCUGCCGCAAAAAAAGAGCCAGCAGCAGCGGCACCAGGCGCAAGUGCAGCAGCAGCAGGAACAGCAACACCAAUGUUGUCUACAAGAGCACUUGAAACAGGCGCAGGACGAGGCAUUGCCGUUGGACCAACAGCAGUGCUCGCAACUGCACCCGCCGCCGCAGCAGCAGCCACAGCCGCAGGGUAGCGGACGCGAGCAGCAGCAGCAGCAGGAUCCCUCCUCGGUGCAGCCAGGAACCGGACCACAGGACCUCAUGACGGUGCCAGCGGCUCGGGACGAGCGGCAAGGAGGGGAGGAGGGGCACCACGUGACCUUGACGCCAACGGGACACAUACUUGAGACGCAGCAGCCGCAGGAGCAGCGGGGCACGCAACAGCAAGAGCAGCGUCAGCAGCUAUCGAGCCACACUUCGGCAGCGGCAGCGGUUGUUACGGCAUCGGCGGCGGCAUGUGGUGUCAAGCGGCGCAAGGAGGAGGAGGAGAGGGAGGGGCAGGAGGGCGAGGAGGGGCAACAGCAGCAACCGCCAUCCGGGGCUGUGCGGAGAAGAGCGGCCGCUAUGGUUGCUGCAAAUGCUACUGGUGUUGCAGCUUGACAAAAGGAAACAGCGACAGCAUAACCAUAUUGGCUACGGCUGAUGAUCCAACAACUGCCCUGUUUAAGACAGCCUGAUUGAAUCUUGCCGUACAAGUUGUUCAGUCGGAUAUUGGUAGAGGGUCGGCGCUGAGAUCGGGUAAUGCGUUGAUGGAGGGCUGGUAAGGAGGUGGUGAGGAGUGAUCCCGUAGAUAUAUAGGGAUUCGGGAUUCAUAUUGAACGAUUAGAG
Messenger RNA from Astrephomene gubernaculifera, 1797 nucleotides. NCBI's taxonomy places the organism in Eukaryota, Viridiplantae, Chlorophyta, Chlorophyceae, Chlamydomonadales, Astrephomenaceae. The record is from the annotation of a GenBank genome assembly.